Molecule: messenger RNA, 1689 nt
Organism: Penicillium maclennaniae
Lineage: Eukaryota; Fungi; Ascomycota; Eurotiomycetes; Eurotiales; Aspergillaceae
Product: F-box domain protein
Exons: 2
Coding region: 1-1689 (562 amino acids)
Molecular function (GO): protein binding
Source: RefSeq, a predicted model, not a curated record
AUGCUUCUCACCCUUCCCGUCGAGCUGGUCCGGCUAAUUCUUCGAAGCUGCGAUCCUCCGUCCUACCUGCAGACGGCCUUUUGCAACCGCCUUCUUUUCGGCAUUGCAUCACAGAGCCGUGAUCUGGUCCUCCAUCAGUUGCAUCAGAGCCCCGGUCGGAAUGAUGGCGUCGAGUCUCUUACCACAGAUGAGCUGUUCCGAAACCUGAUGUUCCGAGCCUGUCGGGAGUUGUUUGGUAUUGAACAUGAUGGAGAUCGCAAGCUGUUCAAUUUCCAAGGCCAAGUGAUUGACGGCCGAGCAUCAACACUAGGAACUGUAGGGACGCAGGGCCAAGCGCUGCUUGCCUUCCAAGGCCACGGGACAGUCUAUCUUCUCACGGUAGGUGAUCAAGGCUUGAGCCUAAGAUGUCGAGUCGAGUCGCCUGCGAAGCGCUUUGGAGCCGUCCAGGUCCUUCAUACCGCCUUUGAUCCUCACGGUAUUUAUGUACUUCAUCGAGUCAAACCAUUCAUUGAUCGAGAUUUGGACACCGAGCAUCCUUUCGUCAAACGUGCUUUGGAAUCCAAUGCCCAUGGGAACAUGUUCCUGUCCUACCAUGCACUGGGUUCCACGACGCAAGCCAUCCGGCUCUAUGCCUUUCCUAACCACCAAGAUUACGAGCCUCUUGCUCUGGCUGUCCACGAGGGAAAGUUUGCCAUAUCGUGGCAACACUUGAAUCAUUCCCAUGACCAUCAAGUGGUACAUUACGAUGUGUCUUACGGAAACUAUGACAGAGAGGGUGAGGACGACAAGCUGGAGAGCCGAGGAAUGGGUGGUCCUCAAAUCAUCUGUUCUCCCUACGAUUCUUACGUCCUCACAGAGGUGAACGACGAGGGGCCUAGCGACGCCGCACUGGAAGGAAAUGGACCAACUGUGAAGUUGGCCUUCAACGAUCGAGGCUACCAAAUGCUUCACUAUUACAGAGCUCAUACACUCUAUAGCUCUUUUCAAAGAAUCCGCUUUCUCCCGGGGAUGGGCGAAUACCCUGGCGUGCGCGACAAUGCAUGUAACGUGCAGUUUUCGGACUCACUCACUUUGAAUUUCUCAAUCGGAAUACCCUUUUUCGGUACCCAUCAGCCCGAUGCCGAGACUCAGGGGCUUCGUUGUCGUUGGAAAUACCUCGCACUAGGGAUUGCGACUCACAGGGUGGAACAUUGGACCAUAGCAUGCCUGCUAAAGUCCGAAGCGGCCUGUAUGGCUAUGACCUGUGGGCAUGUCCUGAACCUUGACCGUGGGAGACGGUAUGACUCUUGGAAGAUCAUGGCACAGCUUGGAGGAUUCCAAGAAUCGAGCACUUCGCACGGAUCUCUCAUUGCCGCCUCGGCUCGCGGCACGCGUAUCGCCAUUGCUAGCUGGAAGACUGUUCACAUCUGGUCAUUGGAGCCGAACGUGGUGAUCGAAGGCGAGGACGACUUCUACCCGGAAUCGUGGCAAUCACCCUACGGCUUCCCGGAAUUGAAGCCCGCCACAGUCCAACUCGAGGCCGUUUGCCACCAACUGCAGUUCACGGAUAAAGAAGACGAGCUCGUUGCCAUCACUGACCGAGGGCUUCUGGUCAUGAGUCUCAGGCUCAACGGGAAGGGACUACGGGUGGUUCAUACUCAAAGAGAUUGGAUCGUGGAUGAGGAGAUCGGGCAAACUGUAGCUAGAUGA